UUGUCUUGAAGAGUUACUUUCAGUUUGGCUUAGCUGCACACUUAACCUCCAGUGCCGGUAUACGAACCUCCCUCGAUUCUUGUUCUAUCAUGCCAAGAACAUAGGACAACACCACAACCGCAGCACAAGAACAAAAAAUAAAAUUUGAAAACCACCACCACCACUCCCUAAAGCAGACACCUUUGAAGAAACAUUCGCCCCCCAAAAGAAAAAACAAUAUGUCACACUAAACUUUAGCUAUGUAAAAAAUUCAAAAAAGAGUCAAACUACAAAGAUUUUCAUAUGCAACUUUAUUCUGAAAAUUAUUCACAUUUCAAACUUGUGAUUACGUGAUAAUAACUUUCGACUUUUUAAAAAAAACAUUAGUACUAAUACAAUGUUGUUUAAGAUUCAGUCCCAUUUUAUAUUUCUGCGAGUGAUUAUUUCACAAAUCAAACUUAUUAUACCUUCUAAUUAGGUGACUAGGUGACAGUAACUUACCAGUCCAGCAAUUUAAAAGAAGCAUUAGUACUACUGCUUUAAAAGAAAAAAGAAACUAAGUGAGUCAGUACUUCUCUGAAACAGCACAAGAACUACCAUUUCCAGUCAAAGAGAGUAACAUGGGUUUUCCUCCAUUACUUCUUUGCUUUCUCCUCAUACUCUUCGCAGUUUCUGUAACAGGAAAUGAUGAGUUAAGAGCUCUAAUGGACUUGAAAGCCAGUCUUGACCCAGAAAAUGCUUUGCUAACUUCAUGGACUGUUUCUGGUGAUCCAUGUGAUGGUUCUUUUGAAGGUGUUGCGUGUAAUGAUAGGGGUCAAGUUGCUAACAUUUCUCUACAAGGUAAAAGGCUUAAAGGGAAACUGUCACCGGCCAUUGGUGAGCUACCUCACUUAACUGGACUUUACUUGCAUUAUAAUGCAUUGUAUGGGGAGAUACCAAGAGAAAUUUCUAAGUUGAUUGAGCUCACUGAUCUGUAUUUGAAUGUUAAUAAUCUCUCUGGUGAGAUUCCUCCAGAACUUGGAAACAUGUCCAGCUUGCAAGUUUUGCAACUAUGCUAUAACCAUUUUACUGGUAGCAUACCCACUCAGCUAGGGACUUUAAAGGAGCUCAAUGUCCUGGCUUUGCAAUCCAAUCAGUUAACUGGUGCUAUCCCUGCUAGCUUGGGUGACUUGGGAGUGUUGAUGAGGGUGGACUUGAGUUCUAAUCAUCUUUUCGGUUCAAUUCCUUCAAAACUUGCGGAUGCACCCCUUCUUGCAGUAUUGGAUAUCCAAAACAACAGGCUUUCAGGCAAUGUGCCUCUUGCUUUGAAGAGAUUGGUUGAGGGAUUCCAGUAUGAGAACAAUCCAGGACUUUGUGGUGUGGGUUUCCCAUCUUUGAGAGUUUGUACAUCCUUGGAUCGCUCGAAUCCUAAUAGACCAGAGCCCUAUGGAGGUGGCUUGAGUGGUUUAACUACUAGAGAUAUUCCAGAGACAGCUAAUCUCAAUCUAAAUUGCAGCAGAAAUGGCUGCUCAAAAUCAUCUAAAACUUCACAGGCAUCUGUACUUGUAGGGGUUAUUUUAGUUACUGUUAUUGCAUCUGCUAUAGGAAUUCUCUCCAUUGUGCAUUAUAGAAGACGAAAGCAGAAACUUGGAGGUGGACUAGAAAUGUGUGAUAGCCGACUCAGUAUUGACCAGGCCAAGGAGGUUAAUAGGAAGAAUGGUUCUCCACUAGUCAGUCUGGAGUACUCGAUUGGUUGGGAUCCCUUAGCUGAGGGUCGGCGUUAUGUUGGAGUUUCCCAAGAGAUUCUGCAGAGGUACAGAUUCAAUUUGGAAGAGGUGGAGUCAGCUACACAGUACUUUGCUGAUAAGAAUCUAUUGUCUAAGAGCAGCUUUUCAACUACAUAUAGAGGGACGCUAAGAGAUGGAUCACUUGUUGCUGUUACAAGAAUUACCAAAAUUAGCUGCAAGUCGGAAGAAGCUGAGUUUCUAAGAGGACUAAACAUUUUGACGUCUCUGAGACACGAAAAUUUAGUUAGGCUGAGAGGUUUCUGCUGUUCUAAAGGCAGGGGAGAAUGUUUUCUCGUUUAUGAUUUUGUGCCAAGAGGAAACUUGUUGCACUACCUAGAUGUAAAGGAGGAUGAAGCUCGUGCUCUUGAAUGGUCCACCAGGGUUUCUAUAAUAGGUGGAACUGCAAAAGGCAUUGAGUAUUUGCACGGGUGCAAGGUGAAUAAGCCAGCUCUAGUGCACCAGAAUAUCUGUGCUGAGAACGUUCUCCUUGACCAUCGAUUCAAUCCAUUGCUUUCAAAUUCCGGCUUGCAUAAGCUCCUCACAAAUGAUACCGUCUUUUCAGCACUGAAGGCCAGUGCGGCCAUGGGAUAUCUAGCUCCAGAGUACUCUACUACAGGCCGAUUUACUGAGAGGAGUGAUAUUUAUGCCUUUGGAGUGCUUAUUUUCCAAAUUCUCUCUGGCAAGCGAAAAUUCACCAGUUCAAUGCGCGCUGCUGCUGAAUCAUCCAAAUUCCAUGACCUAAUGGACACAAAUCUCCGUGGAAGGUUCUUUGAGUCUGAAGCAGCAAAACUAGCGAAAACUGCUUUGUUAUGUACACAUGAAUGUCCAGAGGAGAGACCAACCAUGGAAACAAUCGUACGAGAACUUGUUUAAUCAGAUGAGAAUAAUCUCUUUUUGGGAAAAUACAAUUAUGACAAAAACUAUUAGUCAGACUACUUUAGAUGGUUGUGGGAAGCAAAAAAUUAUCCAUCAUUAUGGAACCAAGGUAGUACAAUCAUAGCCUUCGAGCAGUCUUCUGUUCUUGAUUUGCAAUUGUUUGAGCAGAAAAAUAGGUGAUUUAUUUCUGAGAGGUUAAAAAUUGUUUCAUUUUUUUUUUUCAAAUGUUUGAAGAAUCUAGGCUGCAAGAUGCGAAGGCCAUGGGCCAUGGGGAAUGUUAAUCACGCUGUGGUCCAAUGGUCAUAAUUCAUCUAGCCAACUUGGUCUACUGUCUCCUUAGAACAGAUCCUAUUCAAGUAAGGUCGAGGAGGAUUUAUCAUUAAUUUAAUAAGACCGCCAGAAAAAAUUGUUAUUUUAGGUUUAUCAAAACUUCUUCUGCAUAUUUUAAUCUUUGUUAGUUCAAAUUUACAUCAAAUGACUAUUUACAAUUCCAACCUACUCAAUUUCUCUAUUUUAAUCUUUGUUAGUUCACUUUUACAUCAAAUUAC
Molecule: messenger RNA, 3169 nt
Organism: Capsicum annuum
Lineage: Eukaryota; Viridiplantae; Streptophyta; Magnoliopsida; Solanales; Solanaceae
Product: protein NSP-INTERACTING KINASE 2
Exons: 5
Coding region: 600-2618 (672 amino acids)
Biological process (GO): protein phosphorylation
Molecular function (GO): protein kinase activity; receptor serine/threonine kinase binding; ATP binding
Source: RefSeq, a predicted model, not a curated record